This is a messenger RNA of Macroventuria anomochaeta, 1023 nucleotides long. RefSeq lists its product as uncharacterized. Gene Ontology annotation, molecular function: rRNA (uridine-N3-)-methyltransferase activity. The record is from RefSeq and is a predicted model, not a curated record. Gene Ontology annotation, biological process: rRNA base methylation. Bases 1 to 1023 code for a protein of 340 amino acids. The transcript is spliced from 2 exons. Lineage: Eukaryota; Fungi; Ascomycota; Dothideomycetes; Pleosporales; Didymellaceae. Gene Ontology annotation, cellular component: cytoplasm.
AUGUCGAAAACAAAAACCAAGCAAGCGCGCCGCCAAUUGAAGCGCGACGGCCAGCGCAAAAUCGCAGAGCACCAAAAGAAAACCGCAAAAGCCGCCGCCGCGAAAACCGACACACCAAUAGACGCACCCAAGCCCCAAACACCGACCGCAAAAGCGCCAAUCCAGGCUAGCCAGAAACACGAAGUCCCGUUCGGCGCAUACGAUCAUAUAUUACUAGUCGGCGAGGGGGAUUUUAGUUUUACGAGGAGUCUGGUUGAAGAACAUGGGUGCGCAAACGUAACAGCGACGUCUUUUGACAGCGAAUCCGAAGUGCUCGAGAAGUACCCUACGUUCGCGUCUACGCGGGACGCGCUUACGAGUCUCACGCCUCCCGUUCCGCUGCACCACGGCAUCGACGCGACGAAACUCAGCUCCUACAAACACCUCAAGUGCCAAAGAGAUGACGACGGAGACGACGAGGAUGCGACAAGCGGCUGGGAUACAGUCGCCUUCAUGUUUCCGCACGUCGGCGGGUUGAGCACGGAUGUGAAUCGCCAAGUACGAAGCAACCAAGCGCUGCUGGUCUCCUUCUUCAAGACCUGUCUCGAAACCAGCACGCCCAAGCAGCGCCUCAAGAUCCUCGAAGCCCAGGCCAACCGCCCGAACCUCGUGCAGCGCCGCCAACCCGAGUUUCUGAAAAUGGGCGGGAAGGUGAUGGUCGCGCUGUUCGAGGGGGAGCCGUACACGCUCUGGAAUAUCCGCGACCUCGCACGACACGCGGGUUUGAAGGUCGUCGAGAGCUGGAAGUUUGACUGGGCUCAGUACCCGGGGUACGCCCAUGUGCGGACGCUGGGCGCGCUUGAGGGAGGUGGGGGGUGGAAGGGCGAGGAUCGUGAGGCGAGGAUGUAUGUUUUUGAGAAGGUGGUGUUGGAGGCGGAUAGUGAAGAGGAGAAGGAACUUGAGAAGAUUGGGGUUAAGCUGGGGAAGAAGAGGAAGCCGGUGGUGCAGAGGAAGAGGAAGGCGGAGGAUGAGGACAGUGAUUGA